UGACAAAAUGGAACCCACCAGCAGUGUGAAGAGACCUGAAAGUGGCACAUGGCAGAGUGUGGCGAUGGAGACAGCAGCAAUGUGAGGCCGUACAGGGACCCAUGACACACUCUGGACCUGGCAGCAGCAUGAGGAGGCGGUACAGGGGCCCAUGACAGAUUACGGGCCUGGCAGCAGCAAUGGAAGGCCAUACAGCACCCUAUCACAAAAUGGAACCCACCAACAGUGUAAGGAGACCUGAAAAGUGGCACAUGGCGCAGGGUGGCGGUGGAGGCAGCAGCAAUGGAAGGCCAUACAGCACCCUAUCACAAAAUGGAACCCACCAACAG
Messenger RNA from Staurois parvus, 329 nucleotides. The record is from the annotation of a GenBank genome assembly. Lineage: Eukaryota; Metazoa; Chordata; Amphibia; Anura; Ranidae.